AUGAACGCAAUGCUCUCCGGCAUCCCUGGCACAGCUGGGUACCUGGACGACAUCAUCUUCGUGCGUCGCUCCCCUGCCGAGCUGCAAGACCGAGUGUGCGCAGUAAUCGAACGCGUGCAGGAAUAUGGCUUUCGCCUACGAGCCGACAAGUGCCACUUCUUCCUCGACUCAAUCAAGUACGUUGGAUUCGUUUUUGACGUCAUUGGUCGCCAUCCAGAUCCUGAAAACUUUCGGGCCAUCCAACGGAUGACUGCACCCAAGAAUGCAUUGCAACUUCGUUCGUUCCUUGGCCUGAUCAUUUACUAUAGCGCCUUCCUACCAUCGCUGCAUGACGUACGGGCCCCGCUCAACCAUCUGCUGCAGAAGGAUGCUCCUUGGUGCUGGUCCCCCCAACUGUGAAAAGACCUUCACCCAGCUAAAGUCGAUGCUGAGUUCAAAUCUGCUGCUCACGCACUACGACCCGACGCUGCCGAUCGUUGUUGCUGCAGAUGCUUCCAACCACGGAGUUGGUGCCGUCAUCUCACAUACUUUUCCUGAUGGGUCUGAAAAGGCGAGCAUGCAUGCAUCUCGCACGCUAACCCCUGCGGAGAAGAACUAUGGGCAAAUAGAGAAAGAAGCUCUAGCCCUCGUGUUGGCCGUCAAGAAAUUUCACAAACUGUUGUACGGUCACCACAUCACGUUGUUGACGGAUCACAAAACAUUGCUGUCAAUCUUCGGUUCGAAGAAGGGCAUUCCCGUCUACUCAGCCAGCCGACUUCAGCGAUGGGCAAUCAUCCUUCUUAGCUACGAUUAUGACAUUCGCUACUGUCGUACUACAGACUUUGGUCAGGCUGUUUUCCUACAGGACAACACCGAAUCUGGUGUCCCCUGGUGGCGUUUCUUCUGCCGAAGCUUUGAUGGGCCGAAAACUGCAGACAACAUUUCAUGCCCUCGUCCCUCGCGGUGGGCAGCCCGCGCAGACUUCGCCAGUCUCUCGCAGCAUGCUCUCCAUCGGAACACCUGUCUUCGUUCGUGA
Messenger RNA from Spirometra erinaceieuropaei, 1015 nucleotides. The record is from the annotation of a GenBank genome assembly. Lineage: Eukaryota; Metazoa; Platyhelminthes; Cestoda; Diphyllobothriidea; Diphyllobothriidae.